AUGUCGCAAGGUCACCACAGCUCCGAGAUCGCCAACGAUGCUGACACCGAGCUCGUGCUGUCGCUCAUCAAUGAGCCUACGUCAACGGGGAACCUCUUCAUGCCUGGUGCCAGCGCUGCGAGCGCAGCUGUACUCGUCGAGAAUCUGAAGCAUAAUUACCUCCACAACAAUAUAUUCUUCAAGGGAGUUCUUUUCCACAACCAUUCCAUGGACCAUACUCUUGCAGUGUACGCACUGGGAGGUUCUCCUGAAGCCGUUGCGGAGGUUUACAAGUCGCACAACUAUAAUGAGCCCAUCCUUCCCAGUCCGGAGCCUAUCACGGACGCCAACGUUCUUGAGCACCUGGGUGAUGCGAAAUUCUACAAUGCCUAUGUGAUCUACUUCUGCAAAGCCCUCAAAGCCGCAUCAUCGACUGCCGAUCUACUCGACCGAUUCCUCUUCUCUCCCGCAUACAAUUACAACGCAAACCUCCCUGCCGGAGCCCAGCAGCCGCUCAUGGUCGACCGUUUCCUAGCCGCCAUAUUUCACCCUCUCAUUCACCUCGGCUACGGCGUCGAGUUUGGCAUACAGCAACAGAUCGCUGAAGGCCUAGCGCACGCCGCCGUCCAUCCGACGUACGAAGCUGAUGCGUUCUCGCCGGACCUAUUCACUUCGGCGGACCCAUACGCGCGCGGCCUCUCAGGCACAGUUAACUCGACGUCCAAGGAGCGCCCAUCGUAUCUCUCCCUGCUCUUCGACGUGCUCUCCGACCAGCGUCUGGGUCCUGAGGGGCUCGACCUUCCGUUCGAGGAGAAGCCGGGUGAACAAACCUUCCUCGCUCUAACGAAGGCAGGCGGCCCCAAGAUGGUCAGCGAGCUGGUCAACAAAUGGUACGACUCCUGGACGGUGGGCAUGAGCGACGAUGAACUGGAGGACCGCAUUGAAGGCAUGGUCGAGGACGCUGUUCUGACCGUGUCUGUCGUCUAUGGGGUAGGCGGAUACGCCGCAAAGGGCGACCGCGUUCUCAACGCGGACUUCGGCGCCGCUCACUUCGUGACUAGUGCCAAUUUCAUCCUAAGCCUGUGUCUGCGACAGGAACGUACGCGCGUGCAGGCUCUACAACCCCCACUUCCGCUUGCCUCGCGCCUGCUCCUGCUCCGAAGCUACCUGACAGUGAUCAUGGUAUGGUCGAUUGGACGCCCGCUACCGACUAUGGACGCCUUCACCGCCUCCAUCCCGAAAUUGUAUGCCGAUACGGAGGCGUUGCUGACACCCGCUCCGCCAAAGCAUGCCUAUGCCCUUGGAGAGACGCCGACGCGUGACUUCUGGAGCUCCGACUGGCAGCGCACGAUGCCCGUUGGCGCGCGUGUCUGGCCCAAGCUCUUCGCGAGCGCGACCUCGCACCCCAACGAGCAUCUCCCUAAGCUCAUACGGUCUCUUGGUGUCGCCGACGCCCUAUACGGUCGUCGCGGCGCGGGCGCAUACGCGGGCGCGCUGAAAGGCACCGAGGUCUUGGACGGCACGUUCUUCCUCCGAGUAGCAAUCUUGACUUCGGAGAGGCUGGGGUGGGCGAUGGAUGAUACGCCGAAGCCGCAGUGGGAUAGGGACGGAUACUGGUUGGCUGCUGCGGGUAGAGAGACUCGCCCGAAGGUUGAGAAGACUACUCAGUGGUAG
Molecule: messenger RNA, 1653 nt
Organism: Peniophora sp. CBMAI 1063
Lineage: Eukaryota; Fungi; Basidiomycota; Agaricomycetes; Russulales; Peniophoraceae
Source: the annotation of a GenBank genome assembly